Molecule: messenger RNA, 1993 nt
Organism: Aureobasidium musti
Lineage: Eukaryota; Fungi; Ascomycota; Dothideomycetes; Dothideales; Saccotheciaceae
Source: the annotation of a GenBank genome assembly
AUCGGUUCGGAUGCCUCUACCACCAUGGAUUUCCGGAAACAAAAGCAAAGCGCCGGCUCCUACUCAUGGCUUCCUGUCUGAUGGAGGGAAAGUCCGGAAUCCAAAGAAACCCAAAGCGCGUCCUCCUAAGUCGUUGCGAGAGACUAUGCUCUUGCCGGUGAGAUCGUUGCCUGCAUAUUCCGGACCGUACUCUGUAGGAACCAUGGAGAUUGAGGUGCCGGUCGAAGAAGCUCGAACAUUUACCAAUAUCACGAGGAAGGGAAACCACGUACUGCAAUUGAAGACUGUGCUGUUGACAAUCUACUAUCCGGCUUCUCCGCCGCAGAAGAAACGACCAUCUAGACAGUUGUGGCUGGGUCGACCUCGAAUUAGCAUGGCCGAAUCAUACGGCCAAUUCGCUAGCGUUGGAUACCUGGGUGUGCCAGUGUUCCUACCCACGAUGUUCACAAAGCUUCCAGCAUUUCGAAAUGCUCCGCUUUCGUCUCAAUACCCUCCGAAUACUGACGAUGACGAAGAAGACCAAAAGUCGGGUGAGACCACAGAGGAAGAGGAACAUGAUGAGCAGGAUGAACCGGCGGAUGCUCCACCGAAAUUUCCUCUUAUGAUCUUUAGCCAUGGUCUAGGCGGCACCAAGACCGCUUACUCGAGUGUUUGCGCACUGGAACAUCGAGAUGGCAGCGGUCCUCGAAGCUUUAUCAAUCAGCCCGGCAGUGGGGAAAUUCGAUUCGACAAGGCUGGUGAGCGCCGAGAUCCAGAGAAGCACCACAGAAGUCAUGGCAACACGCACUACGAUGUAAUUGACUAUCUUUUCCCCAAAGAUAACCCUAUGGAUACAAGUCCGAACAACGAUAAAGGAGUCGACCGAGACCUCAGAGGAGGUCAACUGGAUCUUCGCCUAGCGGAGAUUGAAGAAGCUUACAGAGUCAUAAACAUUAUUAAUUCUGGAAAAGGCGAAGACAUUGCCGCGCAGAACAUGCGUCAGGAGGGCUUCAAGGCUUCGAGUACCCAUGGUCUAGAUGGCAUUGAUUGGACAGCAUGGAAAGGUAGAGUCAACACUCAGUUUGUCAUCGCCGCUGGACAUUCUUUCGGUGCGGCAACUGUUGUGGAUAUGCUAAGGCACGAGAAACGAUUCAACUGGGUCGCGCAGGGCAUCAUCUACGACAUCUGNGGGGUAAGCCAGGCACGAUAUUACCCAACAGGAGCUCUACUGACCAUCUUCUUCUGCAGGAGUGGAACCCGACCGUUAGCUGAUGAAGAUCAGAAGAUCCAGGCCCCGCUUCUGGCCAUCAAUUCAGAAGCCUUCACGUACUGGCCGUCGAAUUUCGACCUUGUGUCAAAUCUGGUUAAAGAGGCCCACCCGUGUCCAGCGUGGCUUCUGACUGUCCGAGGAACGAUACAUGUUUCACAGUCCGACUUUUCGUUGUUGUAUCCUAAUGUGUGUUCGCUCUUGCUGAAAGCAAGCGCCAAUCCUGAGCGAGCUCUGGAUAUUAAUGUCAACGCAUCGCUGGAGUUCUUAAAUAUGGUCAUGCCUUCGAUACCAGCUCGGAUCAAGAAGGCGUUCCCGAACGAAGAGUUAUUACUCACAGAAACCCACCAUCUCGAAGACAUCCCUAAGAUAGACAUGCAUAAGCCAAAGGACGAAAAGUGGAUGGCGGCCAGGUUGCGCAUUCCGCACGAGUUCACGUGGCGUGUUGCUCCCGGAGUAGCGAGAAAGUUGGCGCGGAAGAGGAUCAAAGAGGGAGGUGGUUCCCCAGAUGAUGAGAUUUGGUUACAUUGCAAGCCAGUGGAGGGCACAGUCGACAAGUAUAAUGCCACUGUGGACAAAAAGAAGGCGAAAGAUCCAAAGAGACCGGAAGCAGCACCUGGACCAGAAGCUUCAAAAACGGUGGGUAAGAAGAAGACGAAAGAUCCGAAGGAUUCAAAAGCAGCCCCUGGAUCAGUAGGUCCCAAUGAAGGUACCAAGGAUGAGCCGGGAUGUAAGGAAUGGAGAAAU